CUCUGUGGAUUGGGGGCUACAAAAGGCCACCCAAAUAGUGGCCAUUGUUCACCGGCCCUGUUGUCUGCCUGACCUCCUGCCUGUCUCAGCCAUGGCCCCUAAGAAAGCCAAGAAGAGGUCAGCCGAUGGAGCCAACUCCAAUGUGUUCUCCAUGUUUGAGCAGGCCCAGAUCCAGGAGUUUAAGGAGGCCUUCACUAUAAUGGACCAGAACAGAGAUGGAUUCAUAGACAAGAACGACCUGAGGGACACCUUUGCGGCUCUGGGUCGUCUCAACGUGAAGCAGGAGGAGAUCGAUGAGAUGCUGAAAGAGGCUCCCGGUCCAAUCAAUUUCACCGUCUUCCUCACCAUGUUCGGGGAGAAGCUCAAAGGUGCGGACCCAGAGGAGACCAUUCUUAACGCGUUCAAAGUCUUCGACCCCGAGGCGACAGGAGUGCUGAGGAAGGACAAUUUGACACAGAUGCUGACAACGCAAGCGGACAGGUUCACCCCCGAGGAGAUGGAGCAGAUGUUCGCCGCCUUCCCCCCAGAUGUGGCCGGGAACCUGGACUACAAAAACCUGGUUCAUGUCAUCACCCAUGGCGAGGAGAAGGACCAGGACUAGCCCCCACUUAGCCCGCUUCCCCAGUAUCUUGACAUAGUCUAGUUGAAGAGUGUCCAACCCACCAGUGUCCAACCCACCUCUUGGGCCUUAUCCCCCUGGCGGCCAUCUUGGUUCAAUCUUGAUUCUACGCACCAGCAGGGUGAUGGGACCCCAUUCAGGUCCAUCACCCAGCCGGUGUGUAGAACCAAGAUGGCCGCCAGGUGAAUAAUGCCAAUUGGCCCUAUGGAUGGCAGAGCAGCUCAGAGUCCCCUCGCUGUUAAUGGAGGAAUGGACUGGGAGUUUAAUCUGCUCGUCAAAUCUUGGUUCUGUCAACGGUCCAAUCUGUUGCUCAUGUCUUUACACGCUCACUCACUCCAGAGAUCCACACCACUCUGCCAACUAAAGAGGAGAACAGACUAUAAUAAAUGGUGCUGUCUAAAAAGAUUGGGCUGUUGAAUCCAUCACAAAAAGAUAUUGAAAUAUAAUGAUCCAUCCUUUUUGCUAAUGCCUGUUGUCGUCUCAAUCUUCAAGUGUUUCUGUGUGUCUGCCUUCUCCCUGUGUUCGGAAAUGAAAUCCUCUGUCUGUCUGUGAAGAACAAUUAGCCUUUUCCUAGAAUAAUUCCAUGUUUUUGUCUGUGCUUGUUUCCCCAAAUAAAAUAAAAACAUGUAAAG
Messenger RNA from Gadus chalcogrammus (walleye pollock), 1251 nucleotides. It is a transcript of the gene myl2a, whose product is annotated as myosin, light chain 2a, regulatory, cardiac, slow. Gene Ontology annotation, cellular component: cytoplasm; myofibril. Bases 92 to 601 code for a protein of 169 amino acids. Gene Ontology annotation, biological process: muscle cell fate specification; heart development; cardiac muscle contraction. Gene Ontology annotation, molecular function: calcium ion binding. NCBI's taxonomy places the organism in Eukaryota, Metazoa, Chordata, Actinopteri, Gadiformes, Gadidae. The transcript is spliced from 7 exons. The record is from RefSeq and is a predicted model, not a curated record.